AUGUAUCGUAAGCCUUUUACUGAGAGAGUAGACCGUAUUUCACUUCCCAGAGGAUUUCGACCUCCUGAUUUCUCUUUGUUCUCUGGAAAACACGCCCAAUCAUUCAUGGAGCAUAUAGCUUACUUUAUUAUUCAGUAUGGUGAAGUUGGCUCGGAAGACGAUUACAAACUCAAAUUGUUUGGGAACUCUGUCACGUUUAUAACCUUCUAUUGGUAUAUCAAGUUACCCAAUAACUCUAUUGAUACAUGGACAGAAAUGGAAGAGACUUUCUAUAAGCAAUUCUACAAAGAAGAACCAGAAGUCACGGAGGAGGAUUUGUCAAGAAUCACUCAGUUUCUAAGAGAGUCGAUUGAGUCGUUUCUUACCAGGUUCAAGGAAGCCAGACUUCGAUGCAACUUUGAGAUUCUAGAAGGAGAAGUGGUGGCAUUGGCAAUGAAAGGGAUGCUUGUUCAAUUUAGAAAGAAGUUCGACGACUUGGACUUCCAAGACUUCUAUCACCUAACUAUCAGAUUUGUCCGCUAUGAAAGAGAGGUGGCUGUAGCCGAGAUUCUAAGCAAGAAGUACUACAUUUGCAAAUAUAUUAUCAAGUUAGAACCUCCUAAGCAGCCAGCUACAGGAUUGUCCAAGUCAGUCAAAUUCUAUGCUUAUGACGUAUCCAAAAUAGAGAAGAUCUUUGAUUGCCUUCUGGCAUACAAGAUUAUCAAGCUACCUCUAGGGCAUAUAAUUCCUCCUCCAAAAGAAAUUCAGAAGAAAACUUAUUGUAAGUACCACAACUCUUGGAGUCACUUUACCAAUAAUUGUGUAGCUUUCAGGAAUAAAAUUCAAGCAAGGAUAGAGAGAGAAGACUUUAUUGUUCUCGAACCAGCAAUGGGAGUGGAUUUUGAUCCAUUUCCUCCAGAGAUGGGAGCUCAUAUGGAUUCAAUCAACAUAGGCCACAUGCCUAGUGAUCGUUAA
Molecule: messenger RNA, 954 nt
Organism: Tripterygium wilfordii
Lineage: Eukaryota; Viridiplantae; Streptophyta; Magnoliopsida; Celastrales; Celastraceae
Exons: 3
Coding region: 1-954 (317 amino acids)
Source: RefSeq, a predicted model, not a curated record